ACUACCACUCUGCCUCCUCACUGCCUUCUGCCUCACGCUCUCUUUUGCUGGAUAAUCACCACUGAGUCUGCAAGAGACGGUGGCAGAGGACAGGAAGGGAGGGAGAGAGACGGAGAGCCUGCACUCCUCAUUUAACUGCUGCAUUUUUCAGUUUGUCUCUCCUGCUGCUUCCCCGUGCCGCUGGAGUGCAGCGUAGGGAACAACUGGUCGGGGAGAGAGUACCCCGAAGGGAUUUAUACUCCUCUUUUUGAGCUUCCUCCCUCUGUUCAUUUCUGGGACAGAGUGCAGAGGAGGAGAGAAGAGGGAGGGACUGAGAGCAGGACUUCAGACUCAGCUACACAGCUCAGUGUCCCGCCUUGCUCCAGAGACACAUAAGACAAACACACACACACACACACACACACACACGCACACACACACAUAUUUGCAUAGAUAGGACUCAGGCUGACCAGACUGGCAGAAGGGGAGAGACUGACAAACAUUUUCUACACACACAGAGACAGACAACAACACAGACAGAUAGACUUGGUGUCAUGGCGUCAGUGGACAGCACCGGUUCAAAUGUCUUUGGUCGGUUGAGAUCAGGGGAUCUACUUCAUACUGGUCUGGUACUUGCUUUACUGCUUGGCGUAUGGAGUGUUGGUGGACUGGAAGUCUCGACAGGUAAAGUGUCUACACUUGAAGCUAUGAAUGGCUCCACAGUCUUGCUGCCCUGCACCUACUCCUCCUGUAUUGGCAUCAAAAACCUCUACUUUAACUGGCAGUAUAAUGACAACGGAACCAUGUACAAGUUAUGUGAAGGCAUGAUUGCCACUGAGGGUGUGGAGCCCAGAGUCCAAGUGGAACAUGAGCGUGUGGAGUUUGUUGGCACCUCGAAGGGCAACAACAUUUCCAUCCUGCUCUAUAACAUUACCUUCGAAGAUGAGGGAGAGUACGUCUGUUUCGCCAGGAAUCCAAAAGAGAAGAACCGCAACCACAGUGCCAUCUACUAUCUAAAAGUGGUGGACCAAAUGAAGGAGAUUGAUAACACUUUGACAACCAUCAUCGUCUCAGUGGUGGGUGGAGUCAUUGGAUUAGUUAUCCUUGUCAUGGUGAUAAAGGCCCUGGUUGUUCACUUCCUGCUGAAGGAUGAUGAGAAGAAUAAAGAGUGCCUGGUGAGCUCCUCAGGGAAUGACAACACAGAAAAUGGACUUACAGGAGCCAAAGCUGACAACAAAGGGACACCAAAGGCAUGAGCAGAAUGCAAACUUUUCUUACCCCUUUUAUCCAGGUCAGGGUGGCUGAAAGGUGACUCGUCUUUCAGAGAAAAUGCUUGCAGAAGGGGGUGACAGAAAUUCAACACUUAUUCCAAAGUAAGGACACUUAGUCUCUCUAAAAUGUCCUCCUUUAAUUGGAGAAAAGUUGGCACUUUGCUCCAUGGCAUGUUUGCAAGACGUAUACUGUAAGCGGGGAUAACAAAAUAUAAAAAAUAUCCAGAUACUUAUUCAGAUUUUAACUGGCUCCAUUCAAAUCCAACCCUUAUGGCAUGACAUGUCCGUGGCUCAGUUAUACAGGAAGCACAUCACUGGGACGGAUCACUGCAAAAGAAUGUAAGAAACACUGUCAGGGAAUAGAUAUCAAAUAUUGUCCAAAAAUAUUUUUUAAUUAAAUUUAAAACUAUAUUGUGUAUGUUAAUGUUACUAUCAAAUGAAUGUGUAAAUAUCCCAAUAGGCCAGUGUUCACUUUUCUUUGCCAUUUGUCUUAUAAAGUGUGACCCAACCAUUAGCUGAUACUUCCUGUUCAACGUUAGAAUUAGCCAAAAAAUGACUUGCAGUGACUGGAUCUGAAUAUGUUGGGCAUUGAAGAUAGUUAGAAGUUUGAGUAGGGUUUCUAAGUAUAAUGGUGUCUUAGCAUGAAAUAUGUUGUUUCUCUUUAAAGUAUACAAAUUAUCAUAUAGUCAAGAGUUUGGAGGGAGCUUGAAGAGUGAUUAACAAUCAAAUAGUAAACCAUUCAUUGAUUUCACAGCUUCUAAUUUUAAAAGAGAGUACCUAAAAAUAAAUAAGAAAAUCUAAAAAUCAACAUAUGUUUAUCUUCCCACAUCAAUGUGGGUAGACUCAGUGCUAAGAUGCCUAUUGGAAACUAGAGCCUGUACUCUAUAUGACUUUCAGUACAAGAGUUCUCUACUUGUAAAGCUUCCUGGCAUGACCUGCCACACCCUUGCACAUAGCUUCAAUAGCUAUGACAGCUGAAAGCUACACACACAGAUACAUGACUGCAAGUGUACACACAUACUAACAGCCACUUUAAUGCAAGAGAGUUGUACACUGACCUUGAAUACAAACAAUGCAGCACUUUACCACAGUUAAGAGUGGGUGAACAAACAGGAAAUCAUGGAAGUCACUUUGAUUUGAUGUUCUUUUUAAACAUUUCCAGAGUUAACAAAAACAUAGUUUUGUGUAUGUCAAGUUAAGAAGGGUGUCAAAAUGGUAUUAGCAUUGGCCAACUACAUUAUGUCUAACUGGAAUAGAGCUCUAUGGAAAGAUUUUAUCUUAUUUUUCUAAGUGUUUUCACUUUUGUCAGCCUGCUGCUCUCUCAUACUGGAGUGCAUUUCCCUUUUUGCUUUCAGUGGAAGCAAUAAGACAGACAUCAGAUUAUGCAAUAACCUGUUAUAAGGCACUUUAUACAUGUGUCUGGACUGGCUGUGAUGGCAACUCUGUUUGUCAAGACACUGUUUGUUGAACUGAUAUAUGUAUCUACACUGUACUAAUGUAUUAACAUUAGGUUCAUAUAUCUGCAUUUAUCUGCUUUGGAAAACUGUUAUAGCUGCCAACAUUGUAACUCUGCAGUGUAGGUGAUACAGUAUCCUUGCCGUGUUGAACAAAUGUGAAUGUCAUGGAUAUAAGGAAGCACUAUUCACACAAAACAAACACAUACACACACUUGCUUCCAUGUCUAGCCAGUCGUGUAUAGAUCCCUCUGUAAAGAGGAUACAUUAUGUACAUCCAAAGUCUUCCGGUAGGGAAAAGCAAUAUUGUGGAGUUGAUCUGUCUGUUAAUGUACUUUUCUUAAUGUAACCCUGAUAUAGAAUAACACAUACUGUAGGUGGUUUCAUGUAGGGAUUGUGAUGCAUUACUUGUAUAUUUGUGGCCACAGUUUCCAUCAAUUUACAUUCUUUCUGUGAUCCCUAGUGGGAGUUUUUAAUUUUUCAGAGUGAAUCCCAUAAACCCACCCUUACUGUUUGAAGAUAAUCUUAUAUUUUGAGAUAUUACUGGCAAAAUAACAAUAAUAAUAAACAUAAUUUUAAAAAUAAUUAAAAAGUAAAAUAAUGAUAUUUAUAAUAAUAAUAAUAAUAAUAAUAACUUUCAUGUAUUUGUAGAUGGUGUAUGAGGGAUAUUGCAUUCAAGGUAUAUGUAAAAAAUAUUCAACAUAUACUAUGUGGUGUAACAGAUGCCGUCAGGAUCAAGUUGCAGGAACUUAGCUUUCAUCAUCCCAUAGAAUUGAACUGGAUUAUGAGUAACCACAAGCAUCAGCUCUUUUACCUGUAAGAGGAGGAUUUUUGAUUCCUCUCACAUCCCCUUUCUACAUUCUGAACUGCCAGGACUAAAAAAAAUCUCCUUUUGGACCUUACGUGAAUCUUGAAGUCAGCCACUUGCUUGCAGAGAUUGCUGCAGUGCUGAGUAAGGCUGGUACAGUGGGCCUCAGCCUUGGUGCAGUACAGCACAGUAAAUAUAGUAUGACUGCCACCCUGUGGUAAGUGCCAACACAUCUAACGAUCUGCCCUCUAGUGGACACUGAUGAGACAUACAAUUUCAGCAUUCACUUAAUGUGUUUUAAAUCAAAGCACUGCAUCAUGAAAAGACAGUGUCAACUUGAAGCAAAAAAUAGAGUUGAAAUUGUUGCUACACAAACUGCUUAGCUUAAUGCUGCAAGUUAGUUUGUUACACAUGAAGAUCAUUUUAAUCUCUGUGCACAUUGGUUAUUUUAACUACACUUAAUAGGGAUGAGGUGUAUGUGUAAGUUUACAAUUAAAUGUCUUAAGAAAAGGAUACAUGCAACAAUUUAUACACACACAAAUCCUCAAUGAAUUUUCUCUCACAGUGAGCAUUGAAAAAUUACAGACAGUCACAUUGUUCACUAAAAUAAAGUGCUGGGAGCACUGACUGAUCACUAUAAUUCCUUAGAGUUAGUAUUGCUCUUACUGCCAGAGCAGCUGAAACUCAUACUGCCAAUCCAAGAGUCUCACGUCUGCUGUUGUUAUAACACUCUUACAAUGACACACAAACUCACUUCGUACACUUACUAAAACAUUACGUUUUACUGUCUACCACUUUUGAUGGCAUUUCAGUACAAAAUUGUGGAGGAUAUCACUCUGUACUACUUCUGUAUUUCUAGCAGCUGCAACUCACACUGCCAAGCCAAGAGUCUGACGUCUGCUUUCCACAUUCCAGAGGGAUCAAACGAUCAAACCACUGUUCUAAUGUCGGUGUAGUUCAGCAGAAAAGUUAACUUUACUAAAAUCCUGAUCUAGGAGGAUGAUACAUACAAUGAGACAGAAUAGGAGCAAUGUGUUCUUAUUUUGGUGAUUUACACAGCCAAUUGUGUGCAUACUGUGACCUAUUAUGUGUCAUUAUUUGUCAUACUCCUAGCAAACUGCCUCUUAUGACUCUCUCAAAAGAGAUAACUUUUAAUGACCAAGGCUAGCAGGUUAGUGAUUUGAAUUUCAGUACAAGCACAGACUGACACCGACCUCUCCACAUUUUCUCUCUGCAGUUCUGCAUUUUAAAUAACUUCAGUGACGUUUUUUUAUUGUAAAGGUAACACAGCUGUAAAUGUAACUCUAUCUUAAUCAAAAUAAUAAAUUCAUACCAUUUUAUCUGAAGCUAUCUAAGGCCACACACAUUAUACAAAUGUCAGUAUUUUAUAGUGAGCUGAAACUCUGCAUCAAACUCCUACAUUCUGCUUGCAACACAGUCCAUUGAACAUUCACAUACACACACAUACACACACAUACACACACAUAUACACACACAUACGUACACUCACACACACACACACAUGCACGCACUAAAUGUGGUAUCACUUAGUUGAUUCUUCUAUCAACGGUCCUCUGAAUGUUCAGCUGUUUGUCCGUGUUUGUGAUCAUGUUGCUCAUGCUCCCUUCAUGACUAUGCACCUCAAACUUUUGACUUGUUAAAAAAUACAUACUGGGAAUAAAAUGUUGAUUGAAUACCCA
Notolabrus celidotus (New Zealand spotty) is the source of this 5212-nucleotide messenger RNA. RefSeq names its product sodium channel, voltage-gated, type IV, beta a (gene scn4ba). Gene Ontology annotation, molecular function: sodium channel regulator activity; transmembrane transporter binding. The record is from RefSeq and is a predicted model, not a curated record. Lineage: Eukaryota; Metazoa; Chordata; Actinopteri; Labriformes; Labridae. The transcript has 6 exons. Bases 534 to 1235 code for a protein of 233 amino acids. Gene Ontology annotation, biological process: cardiac muscle cell action potential involved in contraction; regulation of sodium ion transmembrane transporter activity; regulation of ventricular cardiac muscle cell membrane repolarization. Gene Ontology annotation, cellular component: voltage-gated sodium channel complex; membrane.